CCCGCCGCUCCCCGCCGCUCCCCGCCGCAGGCUCCGUCGGGCCGGACUGGCGGAGCAGCCCCGAAGUUUGCGGGGCGGCCGGCGCGGGGCCAUGUGGCUGCUGUGGCUGUUGCUGGGCUCGGCGGACAGUCAACUGUUGCCUGGGAAUAACUUCACGAAUGAAUGCAACAUUCCUGGAAACUUCAUGUGCAGUAAUGGACGCUGUAUCCCAGGGACCUGGCAGUGUGAUGGGCUGCCGGACUGCUUUGAUGACAGUGAUGAGAAGGAAUGCCCAAAAGCCAAAUCCAAAUGUGGUGCCACAUUCUUCCCCUGCGCCAGUGGGAUCCACUGCAUCAUUGGCCGCUUCCGGUGCAACGGCUUUGAGGACUGUCCUGAUGGCAGCGAUGAGGAGAACUGCACAGCAAACCCCUUGCUUUGCUCUACUGCCCGAUUUCACUGUAAAAAUGGUCUGUGCAUUGAUAAAAGCUUUGUGUGCGACAGUCAGAAUAACUGCCAAGACAACAGCGAUGAAGAAAGCUGCGAAAGCCCUCAAGAGGCAGGGAGCGGCCAAGAUUAUGUGACCUCGGAAAAUCAGCUGCUUUACUACCCGAGUAUUACCUACGCCAUCAUUGGCAGCUCUGUCAUCUUCGUCCUCGUGGUGGCCUUUCUGGCCUUAGUGCUGCACCACCAGCGGAAGCGCAACAAUCUGAUGACGCUGCCGGUGCAUCGCCUGCAGCACCCCGUGCUGCUGUCCCGCCUGGUGGUCCUCGACCACCCCCACCACUGCAGCGUCACCUACAACGUCAACAACGGCAUCCAGUACAUGGCCAGCCAGCCCUACCACCGGCCCGUGGASCUGGACUCCCCACCGUCCUAUUCAGAGGCUGUGCUCGACCAAAGCAGGCCUCCUUGGUUUGACCUUCCUCCACCKCCUUACUGCUCUGAAUCUGAGCCCCCUAACCAGCCAGACCUUCCUCCGUACCGCUCCCGCUCGGGAAGCUUGGCCAGCACAGACACUCCCAUGGCAGAAAGUCCAGUGGGCACAUCUGACAGCUGGACAAGAGAUCUCCAUGGCAGCAUGGAUGGGCACAGAACUCUUCUGGAGAGGACAGGAGAUCAGAGUGAUUCUCUGGUCAGCCACACUGCUGAAAGAGAAGUGUAACUGCUCCAGUGGUUGGGAUGGCAGGAAGGCAUUUACUGUGUCUGUGUGGAUUAAUCUGCUGGGACUAAUAGAUUUCAUGGGGACAUGUGCCUGAAUUAUGACUUGGUUUCAAUUCACACUGAAUUAAUGUCUGAGCUCAGCCUUUUGGAGUCAUCCAAGGCAGAGCAGUGAGGGCUAAACCUAGAGUCACAUCAGCUCUCCACAGUGUUUAUGUGAACAAGUUCUGGUUUAGACAAGUAAGAGAAACAUCAGUGCUUUGUCGAAAGAGCUGAUGUUAUGUAUUUAUUGGACUGCUUACUGUAUAUGAAUGUAUAUAUGUGUGUGUAUAAUAUAUACAGAAGUUGUGCAUGAGAACUGUKCCAGAAGGACUUUGUUUUCAGACUGCCUUCCAUCCUGUCGACGUGGGAGGUGUUUCUUCUUACUGUUUGGUGCCAACUGGUGGUCACUGAAGCACAUGAGAGGCACUCAUUCUGCUUGGAGGUCUGGUGCCCAACGCUGGCUACCUGGCAGGGCCCAAAUCAUAGAAAAUUUCCUA
Malurus melanocephalus (red-backed fairy wren) is the source of this 1676-nucleotide messenger RNA. It is a transcript of the gene LDLRAD3, whose product is annotated as low density lipoprotein receptor class A domain containing 3. The record is from RefSeq and is a predicted model, not a curated record. The transcript has 6 exons. Gene Ontology annotation, molecular function: protein binding. Gene Ontology annotation, biological process: receptor-mediated endocytosis. NCBI's taxonomy places the organism in Eukaryota, Metazoa, Chordata, Aves, Passeriformes, Maluridae. The coding region runs from base 92 to 1141 and encodes 349 amino acids. Gene Ontology annotation, cellular component: plasma membrane.